AUGGAGGGCGGAUCGCUGUUCCGAGUUGGUGUCGAUGUCGAAUUUUGGCGCGUGCUGAUCCACUUGAGCAUCUUGGCCUUGUGCCUCGUCCUUUUCGAAGCUGUUCUCCACCACGUGGAGCGAAAACUCUCUCGCUAUGACAAGUACCAUCACAUGCUUCGGAAGGCGUAUCGAGAGCUCAUGGCUCUUGGUCUACUGAGCCUUGGACUCAAACUGCUGAAGGAGGUGCCAGGCAUCCACCCUGUCAGCAAGACGAUGCUGGCUUUUCAAGUGGCUGACUUGACCAUCUUCAUCUUUGCCCUUGCUCUCAUUCUGCAAGCCAUUGUUGUCUUCACGCAGCUUCGCAAGCACAACAAAGAAUCCGACCAAAUUGAGUUAAUCACGGCGCAAGACUUGGUCAACGCGAUGCGUCCGCCGGCUGGAACGCCGCCACUAGCAGCACUGGCCCAAACCAGAGCGCCGGUAUGGUUUUGCUGGACGAACAAGUCGACGAAAGGAUUUGACCUGGAAGUCGUCGAGCGCCGACUGCUUCGUCAUUUGUUCCUACGUCGCUUUGGGCUGCCGCAGCUCUUCCCGUUCUCCAAGUACCUUCGUCGUGCUCAAGCCAACCAGAUAUCGCACAUGAUUGAAGUCGAGCCGUCCAUGUGGGUUCUCUUACUUGCAGUGGCUUGGACACUCUGCGGUUUUCUCGAUGUGCUCAAGGAACUGCAAGUUGAUCUACCCGAAAAGCAUGAGCUGGUCGAAGUGUUUGUGGUAUUCGCCUGGGGACUAGUGGUCCUGCACAUCGUAGUGCUGCUGUGCUUCCGCACGUGCGUUCACCAGCUCCUUGUCGCUGCUGGUUAUAGUAAAGAUCAUUCGACGCUAGUUGACAACCUUCAAUCCAUCGCGGAAGAAGAAGCUGCUGCAACGCGGACGGAAGCGGCAGACAGUGCUCUAAGUACCAUGAAUCGAGUACACGAAGUACUGGAAGAGAUCCAGGAUAGUCGCAAUGCCGAACGUCACGUGUUGCUGCGGAAAGACGUCGGACUACAGCUCGUGGCGACUUGUUGCCGCAAAAUCAACCAGCAAACAACGGGAAUCAGCAUCAGCCGAACCCUAAGUGGGGUGCAGCUUGAGAGUCCAGCUAUUCACAUUCGAUUCUUCUCACGCAAGGUGUGGCACGUCACAGUCAUGUUCAUGCUGAUUCUCAAUGGGUUCUUCAUCGCUCUGCUUGUCCAGUGUGCCGUGUACGACCUAAACAACAUUUACAAGGAGUUCGGACUGCUUCAGGCCAUCGUCGUGCCACUCCCUUUGAUCCUCAACACGUUCGUGUUUCAGCAGCGCAUGUUUCGGUACUUUGUGAUCGUCUGCAGCAUCCUUCGCGUGGACGCCAACACGCUGGGUGAGGUGAUCUCGCAUUUCAGCGAGAUUGUGGAGCUGCGGUCGGAGUUUGCCACGUCCUUGCUUGACUGUUUGAAGGAACGAGACUACACGAUCAUCGACUUGCACCGAGAACUCCGCGCUUAUGACCCCCAGCAGACUGGUAUGAUUGACGUGACCAAACUGCGAUCGGUUUUGGCAGUACUUGGCUACCGCUUGACACGCUUUCGCUUCAAUAGUGUCGCAUUGAUGCUCUUCGAGCUCAAUGGCACUCGAGUCGAGUAUGGGCAACUGCUACAUCUAUUGGUUCUGGCACACAACGAAGCUAUCAGUGAUAGUGGUGGACGAACGAGUCAGCGGCGCCAGCACCCGCUCUUGAGGCGAAGUAUCGCGUCCUAUGACGAGUGUCAACGUCCGAGUUCACGAACAAAUCGAUCAAGCUCGGGACAGACAUCACGCGAAGUACCGUUACUGCCCCAACCGAGUUCAGGAAUUGCGCCUGGCUCGAGUGAUUUUGUCAUUUUGGCCACGCCUGGCUCUCGUCGAGUCUCAGUUUCACGCAUAUCCGAGUUCCACGCAAGCACGAAUGUUGAGAAUACCCACGGACGAACUCCGGUUAUACAUCGUAGCCACGCGUAUCAGUUCCCUAGUUCAAGGUCUCGUGGGCAUCACGACGCUUUCAGUUUCUACAAAGGACCGUACUCUCAAGCGAACUCUGCUUUAGUCUAG
Hyaloperonospora brassicae is the source of this 2088-nucleotide messenger RNA. The record is from the annotation of a GenBank genome assembly. NCBI's taxonomy places the organism in Eukaryota, Oomycota, Peronosporomycetes, Peronosporales, Peronosporaceae.